Molecule: messenger RNA, 2032 nt
Organism: Drosophila mauritiana
Lineage: Eukaryota; Metazoa; Arthropoda; Insecta; Diptera; Drosophilidae
Product: GATA zinc finger domain-containing protein 5-like
Exons: 5
Coding region: 812-2032 (406 amino acids)
Source: RefSeq, a predicted model, not a curated record
ACGGUCCACGGUGCGUAUGCGUGUUAUUUGACCCACAGAAGUGAAAUAGUGGUGUCUGUGUUGUUUCGUCGCUUUCGUGGUGUCUUCCUCUUGUUUGUUGUGAGUCGACUUCUUCGCGCGAAUUGAAUUGUUUUUUUUUUUUUUUUUUUUGCACACUAAUCGACUGCGCUACUUGCUCGAUUUUUUUUUCUGAAUUUUUGUUAUUUGUUUUGGGUUCGAUUUGUAAUGGAAUAAAUAUAAUAAAAUCAGCAAAUAACCAAGGCGAGACCCUAGUGAAAAGUGUGUGAGUGAAUAUACCCGACGGAGAGAGAGGGAGAGUGUGUGCAAUGUCGGUUUUCGGUUACCAUUGAUAAAUGGCAAACAAAUUGAAUGGCAAUGGCCGGUGAAUAUUGAAAGCGCCCAUACAAAUAAAAAAAAAAAGAAAAGAAGGAAGUAAAGAAAAAACACCGCUUCAAGCCGAAAUCAAAUCACACGUGUCAUAUCCGUUUCGUUUUUGGGAAAGACUAUCUCUGAUCGUAUAUUUAUUUGUUUAAAAGCGUUAAUUCGGUUAAGCACUUAAAGCAAACUGAGGUCCACAUGGACUGGCAGUUGGCCAGCCGGAGCUGGAGCGAUGCUGCGUUGACAGGAGCCACAUCAUCGUCAUCAACAUCAUCAUCAUCGGCAUCUUGGGCAUCGGCAGCGUGCUCAUCAAGAACCAUUGGAGGAGCACAAGACCGCUGGACAAAUUGCACCUGCCUAGUCUGAGUCGACCCACAUCCGGAUUGGAUUUGCCAUUUAUCCGGAAAGCUACCACAUCGAGAGCAGGGCCAUCAUGUCCAGCAGUCACUCCGGAACAAUUGGCCGUAAACGCGUGGGCAGCGGCAGUGCGGCCGGUAGUGAAUAUUACUACGCAUCCGGCGGACUGGGAUCCGCGAACGGUGGCGGCAACGGUGGCGGGGAGCAACUGCGUCGACAGCGUUCCGCCGAGUGGCACAGUCACGGUCGUCACGGUCACGGUCAUGGCCUGAGCCAUGGACUGGGUCAUGGCAUGGGUCACGGCUACGGGAGCAGCAGCGAGGAUGAGUACCAGAACACCGGACAGGCGACGGCAUUCGAUACCCAACUGCUCGCCCAGCUGCUGCUGCAGAGUCAGCAAUUGGCAAGCAUGGAGCAUUAUAACUCAGACUGUGAGCCGGAUUACUUGAGGCAGCGCGAUCGUCACCAGGAUGAGGACACGCCCCUGGGCGAUGCCCCGCCCACCGUGGCCGCCGCCCCCGAGGUAACCUACGCGCAGCCGCACCAGCAGCGCUCCUCGAUGGCGGGGUCACCACUGAAGGUGUCCACCGUUUCGGCGGGCAAAUACCAAUCGAAUGCCAAUCUGGGCCUGUUUCCCAACAGCAGCAGCAGCGGCGGCAGUAGUGUGCAGAAUGGAGUCACCGCCCACACGCCGCGCAGCACAAAUCCCUUCCUGAACGGCUCAUCCAAGUUUGCCGGCGAGGAUGGCGGCCUGGAAAAUAUCAAUAUGCUGAAGCCAUCGGCCUCCUCCUCGACGGCGGCGUCCUCGAGCAUUCGCAGCAGCCAUCGCAAUCGGAAUGCAUUGAAUCGCCUCAGUGGCAUGACCAGUUCCAGCAGCGAUUCACAGACCCACCACCAGCAACAGCAGCAGCAGCAGCAACUGCAAAUUUCGCAGCAGCAGCAACAGCAGAUUGCUGCAGUUAAGCAGCAGCAGCAAAUGCUGCCGCCGGAGGACAGCGGCGAUGAUGAAUUCGUCCUGGGUCUGGGUUCCCUCGAACUGGGCAACUGCAGCAGUGGCGGCGAUUCGGAGGAACCGCCGCCGGAACCGGCGCCACCAGAAAUCCCGCCGCGCACCCAAUCCCUACUCAUGUCCCUUCGCAAGCACUCCGACUACAAGCUGAAGUACGAGGAGAAGGGUGACCAGAAGCACGAGGAGUUCAUCCCCACCAGUCAGCUGCAGAAGGAUUAUAUUCUCAGCGAUAACCUCCGUUCAGAUCAGCAACUUAAGCCUAUAUCACCAGGCGACUCAAAUGGGUAA